CAUGCAGUUGGCUGUGGCUGCACACAUUCCAGAGUCCCUUGGGGGCCAAGGUGGAGAAGUUGUCUACAUGGACACAGAAGGGAGUUUCAUGAUAGAUAGGCUGGUGGACAUGGCUACAGCUACUGUGAAGCAUUUCCAGGAACUGGGAGGGCCGCAAGGGUCUUCAGAUGAUGUGCUUCAGCUCUCAGUGGGUGAUAUACUCUCAGGGAUCCAUUACUUUCGCUGUCAUGAUCAUGUUGAGCUUCAGGCUACCAUACAUCUACUGCCAUCAUUCUUGAAAGACCACAGCAAAGUGAAGCUGGUGAUCGUAGACAGCAUUGCUUCCCCACUGCGCCACAGCCCUGACGAUCCCUCUCUCCGCUCACAGCUCAUGGCGUCUUUGGCCCAGACUUUGAAUCGACUUGCCUCACAGUUUCAGCUUGCUGUUGUGCUGACCAAUCAAAUGACAACGAGAGUGAAGCCUUCGGAAGGUACAUCCUUCCUGGUCCCUGCACUGGGCUACAGCUGGGGUCACGCAUGCUCUGUGCAAGUGUUGCUGCAUUGGCAGGAAGAGGAACGCUGUGCUCUCCUCUACAAGGCUACAAGUACACCCAGUCAUGCGUGUAAAUACAGAAUUAAGCUGGAGGGAAUAAGGGACACCUUCACAAUCUCUGAACCGGUGCUGAGCUCUGGUGAGCAUGAUGCGAAUACCUCGGAACCAGCGACUAGCUCUCUGAGAGAGAACCAAGAGUUGACCACAGUGGCUGCUACUCCAGACGACUUAAGCAUCGGUGGAAAAAUGUCAGGCGCUAAUCCUCCGGCCAAGAGACAAAACGUUACCUGAGAGUCCACGUGAUAGCCAGGUUUUGUAGUAGAGGAACCUUAAAUGUUUAAAUUGCUGGCUGGCACGACGCAGCUAGGGCUUCAUACUAUGUCCACUGGCGUCUGUGGUGUCUAAGGCCGUGCUAUCGCACACAGAAUGUGUGAGUUGAUGGUUUGCAGGUGCUUUGGUGUGGUUUGCUCCAUCUUUUCUAUCAAACAUCAAUUGUUCUUGUCUCCUCUUUUCUU
Molecule: messenger RNA, 1047 nt
Organism: Aplysia californica (California sea hare)
Lineage: Eukaryota; Metazoa; Mollusca; Gastropoda; Aplysiida; Aplysiidae
Product: DNA repair protein RAD51 homolog 3
Biological process (GO): DNA repair; meiotic DNA recombinase assembly; reciprocal meiotic recombination
Cellular component (GO): Rad51C-XRCC3 complex; Rad51B-Rad51C-Rad51D-XRCC2 complex; replication fork
Molecular function (GO): four-way junction DNA binding; ATP-dependent DNA damage sensor activity; ATP binding
Source: RefSeq, a predicted model, not a curated record